This is a messenger RNA of Cryptococcus deneoformans JEC21, 2313 nucleotides long. RefSeq lists its product as hypothetical. The transcript is spliced from 5 exons. The record is from RefSeq and is a predicted model, not a curated record. Lineage: Eukaryota; Fungi; Basidiomycota; Tremellomycetes; Tremellales; Cryptococcaceae. Bases 793 to 2127 code for a protein of 444 amino acids.
CUCGACUGACGCAUGCAUGAAGAUACUGAGCUAUUCUCUUGUUGCUAAUUCUACUACGGAGAGUGCACGUGGCCGAUUGAACCGUCGUGGUGUGCACAAUGAGGAAACUGAGGGAUAAGAAGGGGUGUGUAGGGUGGUAGCGGCGGCGGGAGAUUGGUUGUCGUGACAAGCGGGGGUGUGCUACUGACUGGGUGUUUGUGUGGAUUGGGUUGCAUAGAUCUGUACUAGUAGGCAGGCAAGAGGGGCAGAUAUAGAGUAUAGAGGGUGGGAUGUUGUGUUUUGUUGAUUGCAUUUGCGAGCCUUCCGGUGAUCGUUAUGCAGGGUUUCUUCAGGUCCUUGGAGCCUGGACGUUGGAUGUUUUUGUUCUUCGGCCUCGCGUCGCUGUCCCCGAGCCUCAUCGCCCAUUCGACGCUCACUUGUACCACAGCAGCAAUUCUCCAUAUCCCAUCUCCCGUCCACCACUAUACAUAGUACAUAUAGCCGGCCUUUCCGCCGUGUUUUCCCGCGAGGCGAGUCUGGCCCACCACCCGUCACCCUCCUCCCCUGGUUACGCACCACUCCCGCGCCUGGCUGGUUGGGUCGAAUUGUUUUCGUUUUUCAGAUCUGCCCAUACGACGCCAUCAUCCACCAUCACCCAUCACCCAUUUCCUCCUCCUCUCGGCUUCUGGCCUAUCAUCCGACACACCGCCUGCCGCCGCCCACUGAGCAAGUGCGACCAAUCCCGACCGCCUGAUCCGUCAUCCUCAUUUCCACUCUUUCCUCUCUCAACUUGCCUUUUUGAUACCUACCACCAUGAGCGAAACAGGUGGUAACGCGCCCGUUGCACACCAAUCUACCUUUGAUUCCCGUUUGGCAUAUGUACAAUCCAACGUUCCGUUCCCUUCACGCCAAACCUCCUAUCCUGCAUACAACAACAGUUCACUUCCGGCCCACCCAGCAAGCUCCUCGAGCCGCCUUAAUGCAAGACCCGAUCAUUUACAUCAGCCCUCAGCUUCAAGUGCACCGUUACUUCAUAGCGAGGCGAUGACGCAUCCUGGGUGUGUAUUGUGUGGACUUGUGAGGAGCUGUGGAAGUGGAAGUAACCCUUCUUCACCAGUGCUCUCCCCGCAAGACAGCACAACGCCCUUACCCUCUUCGUCGCGGACUCCAUCAUUGGCUACGAGCUUUGCAGACUCUGGUGUGCCCGGGCCGUACCACCACCCAUUUGAGAGGACUCAAAGCCCUGCGCCAGACGGGCGGCGGACAGGGAACAGGGUGGGAGGCAGAGAGAUUGUGUAUCACGAUAAAGACAUUACGGUCUACAAGGCAGAGGGGAAGGAGAGACUUUGUCAAGGUGGUAGACAUAUUAUCAUAGUAGUGAAUGAGCACCUGCAGAGUGUGUACGAAUUUGGCGCAUCCGAUAUACCGCUGUUAAGCCACAUACUCGACACAGCCGCGCAAAUAUUGAAUUCUGUGGCUGCUGCAGGCGACGAUCUGGAAAGCGGCAAGGGAAAAGAAAAGUUGCACGUGGGAUUUGUAGGAAGUAUCAUAAAGGAUCCACAAUCUCCCCAUGCGCAUUUACAUGCCCACGCUUAUCUUACUCCCAUCGACACUAAACUUUCUGGAGCAUCUCUCUGGCGUAGGAACGUGGUAUUUGGCUCCUUAAAUUGGUGGAGUAUUGAGGAUCUACGAGCGGAAAUCAGGGAGGCAACGUCGAAUAACCGAGUCAAGACGGGGUAUGAGUAUCGACAAGCGCCCAUUGACAAGGUACCAGACGCUGGUGCGGCUAUAGCCCCAGCCUACGCCCUCAACCCAACUUAUUCUGACGUGCCCUCACCUGUAUCCCAAUCGAAACAACACGCUUUGCAACAGCAGCAGCCACAGCCGUCAUCCUAUCGACCCCAACCCGGACCAUCGUCCGUGUCCAAGGAUCGACUUUCUCCGCUACCCACCCAUCCGCUUGAAGAGGUCGGCUCGAUAGAAUCUGUCGUCUCUAUGAGCACUGUAACCCCCCAAACGUCCAAUUCCGGCAGAACAUCAAGGGAAGAUAAAGGGAAGGGGAAGGAACAGGAGCAGGCCAUUAGCGAUUGGGAGGAGGUGCAGUAUGGCAGUGAAGGAAGUGAAAGAUUGUCGGACAGAAUUAUUUAACGAACGACAUACGAAGGAGAUGAUGAUACAGCGCGACGUUAAUGACGAGCGUGUUGUUUCUGCCUGGCAUUUAUAUAGCAUACAGCAUGACAAUUAUCAAGUGGAAACGGGCUAUAUCGACUGUAAAGUUAUACGUUAACAAUGCAGCACACGAUGCGGGGCAGGAUGCAUUGGAAUUGGCUCAGG